GGGUGGUGAAAUCACUAUAUAUAAGCCAGUCAGUGUGCAGCCACAUUCACACGGCAUCCUGAAUUCCUUAAACUUGUUGCUUAUGUGGCGUAUUGAAGCGUCUGCCUAAGCAUGAAAAUUUUGCUACUAUCUGUAGCCUUGCUCUUCUUUACAGGAGCACAGGGGCGCUACUUUUGGCAACAAGAUGAACCUACCGAAGAACAAACUAUAGAGAAAGCUAUUGAACAUGGGGUUUCAAUCAUAACAAGUAUUUUCGAAAGCCUGGAUUUCCAAGCGAUUAAAAAGGAAUAUCAUAUUGAAGAGAAGUGGGAAGCUGCAAAGAUACAUUCCAAAAAGCUAGAGAAAGCUCUGGAAAGGUACUUUGAAGAAGUAUGGAAAAGAUUCGAUGAGAAGCUUACUGAGGAGCUCCCAGUGUUUAGAAAGGACGUGCUCCCGAUUUUGAACGAGUUCGAUGAUAAGUUAGUCGAGCAUUUAAAGAAAUUUGUAAAAGAAACAGUGCCAGUUGGAUCUGACAUGGUAACUGGAAUAAGUAAGUCUGUGUCACAUUUCUUUGAAAAUCUUGAAAGUAUUGCAGAAAAGGGUCGGGACAACGUGCGUGCUGAUAUAGACAGCCUGCGUGUCAAACUGCAACCCUAUAUGAAUGAUUUACAUGCAGAAUAUGAGAGAUAUAACGAAAAAAUCAAAGAUGAAUUACAGAAGGACGCAAAGGAGCUGAAGGAAGGUGUAGCGAAGAACGUGGAGAAGGUCAAGGAACACUUAGCAGACAAGCUUCCAGAUGGCAAAGAAUUGCAUAAACAAGUUGAGGCAUUGUUUAAGGAGAUUAAACAAUAUUUCGAAAGCCUCCAAUAAGGGCAACUCAAGAAAUAACCAGAGAAGAAAUGUCCUUGUGAUUUCUAAGUCUAUUGAGCUAAAAUGAAUGUUUCUGUAAAGCAUUCCUAAUAUUUUCACUCUACCUCUUGAUACCACCUUGAGUGUAAUACCACCAAUCUUCCAUUCAUAUAAAAUUUUCAUCAAAGCUU
Bufo bufo (common toad) is the source of this 1019-nucleotide messenger RNA. RefSeq names its product apolipoprotein A-I-like. The transcript has 4 exons. Lineage: Eukaryota; Metazoa; Chordata; Amphibia; Anura; Bufonidae. The record is from RefSeq and is a predicted model, not a curated record. Bases 112 to 849 code for a protein of 245 amino acids.